GAGUCUCACUCUCUCGCCCAGGCUGGAGUGCAGCGGGGUGAUCUCGGCUCACUGCAACCUCCACCUCCUGGUUCGAGCAAUUCUCCUGCCUCAGCCUCCUGAGCAGCUGGAACUACAGGUAUGCGCCACCACGCCUAAUUUUUGCUUUUUUUUUUUUAGACGGUUUUCGCUCUUGUUGCCCAGGCUGGAGUGCAAUGGUGUGAUCUCGGUUCACUGCAACUUCCGCCUCCCGGGUUCAAGCGAUUCUCCUGCCUCAGCCUCCCGAGUAGCUGGGAUUACAGGCGCCCGCCACCACGCCCGGCUAAUUUUCGUAUUUUUAGUAGAGAUGGGGUUUCACCGUGUUGGCCAGCCUGGUCUCGAACUCCUGACUUCAGGUGAUCCGCCCGCCUCGGCCUCCCAAAGUGCUAGGAUUACAGGCGUGAGCCACCGCAGUAGUCCCCAGUUUUUUUUUGUUUGUUUGUUUUGUUUUUUGUUUUUGAUAUCUCAAUUCCUACAGUUGAGGAAACAAACUAGGAGAGGAGAAGAGGAGGCGGAACUCAAGUGACGGGAAAGCAGGAACUGAAGAAGCGGAGGAAGGAUUUCAAAAUUGGACGAAAGCCGGUCGGUUUUACUAACGGACCGGAAGGACUCUAGAGAAGGCUCUGCACUAUGGCUGGUCCCGUGAGCUUAAGAGACCUUCUAAUGGGAGCGUCAGCCUGGAUGGGCUCUGAAAGUCCCGGAGGGUCCCCUACUGAGGGCGGAGGGAGCGCGGCUGGCGGACCGGAGCCUCCAUGGCGGGAGGAUGAGAUCUGCGUUGUGGGAAUCUUCGGCAAGACGGCUCUACGCCUGAAUUCCGAGAAGUUCUCUCUUGUGAAUACGGUGUGCGACCGACAGGUCUUUCCCCUCUUUCGCCACCAAGAUCCUGGGGAUCCAGGACCUGGAAUCAGAACUGAGGCUGGCGCCGUGGGUGAGGCCGGUGGAGCCGAGGACCCUGGGGCUGCAGCCGGGGGUUCAGUUCGGGGAAGUGGAGCUGUCGCGGAAGGUAACCGAACUGAGGCAGGCUCCCAGGACUACAGCCUUCUGCAGGCCUACUACAAUCAGGAAAGCAAAGUUCUGUAUCUUCUCCUCACCUCCAUCUGUGACAAUUCACAGCUUCUACGGGCUUGUCGGGCUCUUCAGAGCGGGGAAGCUGGAGGUGGACUCUCUUUACCUCAUGCAGAAGCACACGAGUUCUGGAAGCAUCAAGAGAAGCUACAGUGCCUCAGUCUCCUUUACCUAUUCUCUGUCUGUCAUAUCUUGCUUCUGGUCCAUCCCACUUGUUCCUUUGAUAUCACUUAUGAUCGAGUAUUCAGAGCCCUGGAUGGGCUGAGACAGAAGGUCCUGCCGCUCCUUAAAACAGCCAUUAAGGAUUGUCCAGUUGGCAAAGACUGGAAGCUAAACUGCCGACCUUGCCCACCUAGACUCCUUUUCCUCUUUCAACUCAAUGGAGCCCUCAAGGUAGAACCUCCUCGGAACCAGGACCCAGCUCAUCCAGACAAGCCUAAGAAACAUUCUCCCAAAAGGAGGCUGCAGCAUGCCCUGGAGGACCAGAUCUAUAGAAUCUUCCGGAAGAGUCGUGUCUUGACUAAUCAGAGCAUCAACUGCCUCUUUACUGUGCCUGCCAACCAAGCUUUCGUGUACAUAGUACCCGGAAGCCAGGAGGAGGACCCAGUAGGUAUGUUGCUGGACCAACUUAGGAGUCAUUGUACUGUGAAGGACCCGGAAUCUUUGCUGGUGCCUGCACCCCUUUCUGGGCCUAGGCGAUACCAGGUGAUGAGGCAGCACAGCCGACAACAACUUUCCUUUCACAUUGACAGCAGCAGUUCCAGUUCUUCAGGCCAGCUAGUGGAUUUCACUCUUCGGGAAUUCCUAUGGCAGCAUGUGGAGCUAGUUCUAAGCAAGAAAGGUUUCGAUGACAGUGUGGGCAGGAACCCACAGCCUUCCCAUUUUGAACUUCCUACUUAUCAGAAGUGGAUCUCAGCAGCUUCAAAACUGUAUGAGGUGGCUAUUGAUGGGAAAGAGGAGGACUUGGGGUCACCCACUGGAGAGCUAACAUCUAAGAUUUUAAGCAGUAUUAAAGUCUUGGAAGGAUUUUUGGAUAUUGACACAAAAUUCUCAGAAAAUCGAUGCCAAAAAGCUUUACCCAUGGCCCACAGUGCCUACCAGUCAAAUUUGCCUCAUAAUUACACAAUGACUGUCCAUAAGAAUCAGCUUGCCCAGGCUCUUCGAGUGUACAGUCAACAUGCUAGAGGUCCAGCAUUUCACAAAUACGCCAUGCAGUUACAUGAGGACUGCUACAAAUUUUGGAGCAAUGGCCAUCAGCUCUGUGAGGAGAGGAGUUUAACUGAUCAACACUGUGUGCACAAAUUUCACUCAUUACCUAAAUCAGGAGAAAAACCAGAGGCUGAUAGAAAUCCGCCUGUGCUAUAUCACAAUAGCCGAGCUCGAUCUACUGGUGCUUGCAACUGUGGAAGGAAACAAGCACCUCGAGAUGAUCCCUUUGAUAUCAAAGCAGCCAAUUAUGACUUCUAUCAGCUUCUGGAAGAAAAGUGUUGUGGAAAAUUGGAUCAUAUCAAUUUCCCAGUAUUUGAACCAAGUACUCCAGAUCCUGCUCCUGCUAAAAAUGAAUCCUCUCCUGCUCCUCCAGAUUCAGAUGCUGAUAAACUUAAAGAAAAAGAACCUCAAACCCAAGGAGAGAGCACGAGCCUGAGUUUAGCUUUGAGUUUGGGCCAAUCCACAGAUAGCUUAGGUACCUAUCCAGCUGAUCCACAAGCAGGAGGAGAUAAUCCAGAAGUUCAUGGUCAAGUAGAAGUGAAAACUGAGAAGAGACCAAACUUGGUUGAUCGACAGGCAUCCACAGUUGAGUAUCUCCCAGGCAUGCUACAUUCAAAUUGCCCUAAAGGUCUCCUACCCAAAUUCUCCAGCUGGUCUUUGGUUAAACUAGGCCCUGCUAAGUCUUAUAACUUUCAUACAGGUUUGGACCAACAGGGCUUUAUUCCAGGAACAAAUUAUCUUAUGCCUUGGGACAUUGUCAUCAGGACUAGAGCUGAAGAUGAAGGAGACUUAGACACAAACUCUUGGCCUGCUCCAAAUAAAGCUAUUCCUGGAAAGAGAAGUGCAGUUGUAAUGGGAAGAGGAAGACGGCGAGAUGACAUAGCUCGAGCUUUUGUGGGCUUUGAAUAUGAAGACUCUCGAGGUCGGAGAUUCAUGUGCUCUGGGCCUGACAAAGUAAUGAAAGUAAUGGGAAGUGGGCCAAAGGAAUCAGCUUUAAAAGCCCUAAAUAGUGACAUGCCCUUAUAUAUUCUGUCAUCCUCUCAAGGUAGAGGGCUGAAACCUCAUUAUGCUCAACUUAUGAGGCUUUUUGUUGUGGUUCCUGAUGCUCCUUUGCAGAUAAUACUGAUGCCUCAGGUUCAACCAGGCCCACCACCAUGUCCGGUAUUCUACCCAGAAAAACAAGAAAUCACCCUUCCACCUGAUGGCCUUUGGGUUUUGAGAUUUCCUUAUGCAUAUGUGACUGAGAGAGGACCUUGUUUCCCCCCUAAGGAAAAUGUGCAGUUAAUGAGCUACAAGGUGCUCCGUGGGGUUCUUAAGGCAGUAACACAAUAAGUGUUUUCCAGCCAGUUCAAUCCUGUACUUGAGCUGGUUUUUGUUUUUGGUAUGUGUGGCUGUGUUUUUGGUAUGUGUUUACUGUGUUUUCCCAAAUCCAAAAUGUGUUUUGGUUACAGGAGUUCAGUAUUUGGAAACUAAUUUGUUCUACUUUUUCAUUAUAUUGUUGAUAUUUAUUGUAAACGUGGCUACAACUUUCUAAUAAAGAUUGGUUGUUCUAGAAAAGAAUAUAAAA
Gorilla gorilla gorilla (western lowland gorilla) is the source of this 3859-nucleotide messenger RNA. It is a transcript of the gene SMG8, whose product is annotated as SMG8 nonsense mediated mRNA decay factor. The record is from RefSeq and is a predicted model, not a curated record. Lineage: Eukaryota; Metazoa; Chordata; Mammalia; Primates; Hominidae. Bases 649 to 3624 code for a protein of 991 amino acids. Gene Ontology annotation, biological process: nuclear-transcribed mRNA catabolic process, nonsense-mediated decay. The transcript is spliced from 4 exons.